CGCUAGUGUACCUAACCUAUUUACUUUUGUAACAAUACGCAUACACGAAUGCAGAUUAGUACCUGAAGCUACCCCUAUUCUACCAAUCUACUUCAUUGCUUCAUUGACCGCCCCUUCUUGUGUUUGCCUUAGGUAAUUCACAUCUCUAUUUCAUAAAAAAGCCAGUUCCUCAACAUCUUAACCAACCAACUACAGCCAUGUCUGCCCCUGCGUUUCCCCCCGGUGGUACUCUACUUCAGACCUUCAAGAAGUCGUUUGUCGAUGUACCCAUUGACGCAGACAACGACAAUGCCAUCUCUACUACCGAGUUCCUCGAAGCCGCCGAGUCCCUAACGACCAUGUUCGACGUCCUUGGAUCCGUCGCCUUCUCGCCCGUCAAGUCUGAUAUGUUGGGCAACGUCAAGAAAAUCCGGGAUCGUCAGCUUGCUGCUCCUGCUGAAUCUGAGACCUUACAAGCUCUCUGCAUCAACGAGCUAAAGACGAAGAAGCACGUCGCCACGGAAGGUCUCGUAUGGCUGACACGAGGAUUGGAAUUCACUUGCAUUGCCCUAAGCCAGAACUUGGCUCAGGAAUCCGAAGAGCUCUCUGCCUCUUUCCGAAACGCAUACGGCUCGACCCUCAAACCCCACCACGGACUUCUCAUUAAGCCCGUUUUCUCCGCUGCUAUGAGUGCCUGCCCCUACCGCAAAGACUUCUACCCCAAGCUAGGGGAGGACCAGGACAAGGUUUCCACCGAGUUGAGAACCUAUUUGGCUGCUCUUGAGAAGAUUGUCGGUAUACUUAAGGGUUUCCUGAGCCGCAAGGAGGCUAAGUGGUGAUCAAUGAAGGAUAUAUAACAAGUUCUUCGAUGACUCGAAUGCCAUAUUUCUCGACAGAGCUAGGAAAUGUAAUCUCUCUGUAGUCCCUCCAAUUCUACAAGAUGUGGUCUUGUUUCGGACGUAAUCAAGAGAACAAAUGUCGAGUAUUUGACACCGCUAAUAAACAUAAGUUGCAAUG
Daldinia vernicosa is the source of this 996-nucleotide messenger RNA. RefSeq names its product het-c. The record is from RefSeq and is a predicted model, not a curated record. Gene Ontology annotation, biological process: ceramide transport; intermembrane lipid transfer. Gene Ontology annotation, cellular component: membrane; cytoplasm; cytosol. The transcript has 5 exons. Bases 198 to 818 code for a protein of 206 amino acids. NCBI's taxonomy places the organism in Eukaryota, Fungi, Ascomycota, Sordariomycetes, Xylariales, Hypoxylaceae. Gene Ontology annotation, molecular function: ceramide 1-phosphate binding; ceramide 1-phosphate transfer activity.